AUGGCUCGAAGGACCAAACCUCAGAAUAGAACUAGAGAGAACGAAGCCGAGGUUGUGUCAGACUCUGCUGCAAGGAACUUGCUAGCGAGUCAACCAAAACUAACUGCUAAAUCAAAGGUCAAAAAGCUAACUAAACUACAGGUAAAGAAACAGCAGGCUAAGAUAAGGUUAUAUGGUGCUAAAAAUGGGAAAGAGUAUAAAGAAGAGCAACUAGAUAUUCCCAAUUUAAAUAGAGCCAUUGUCCCCGGUAUCAAACCCAAACGAGGCAAAAAGGGCAAGAAGUUUGUUGACGAUAACGAUUCCCUCACAUAUAAACGAUUGGUGAAAAGCAUCAAUGAUAAGUAUGACCAAGUAAAUGAAAGCAAAUUGGAAAAAUCGAGAAGAUUAGAAGAAAUACGAGAGUUGAAAAAGCAGGAAAUAGAACGUAAGGAACAACAAAAGAAAGACAAGCUAAAUAACAAGAAAGACGAAUUGCGAAAUAAAGCUGCAAUGGCCAGAUCAACAAGAAGAAAAAACGCUAAAGCAAGAAAGGCAGAAGAAGGUGGUCAAAAUGGAGAAGAAGCAAAACCAUUAAAAAAGAAAUCAAAAGUGCCCCAUCUAAGUAAAGUUCCUGCGGCAUUCCAUAUAACAGUACCCAAAAAUAGCACCAAGGACCCACCAGGUAUUGGUAUGAAAAAAAUUCCCACUGGAGCCGCGGGGAAAAGCACCGAGAAAGCACCAAAUAUACUGAAUAUUGCUCCUGAUGCUCCCAAAGAUGCCACUGACAAAGAUGUGCCCAUAAACAUGGGAAUUGCUAUCGAAGCAAAGGAGGAAAUCACGGCUGAGUUUAAAUAA
Messenger RNA from Lodderomyces oxycetoniae, 834 nucleotides. RefSeq lists its product as uncharacterized. Gene Ontology annotation, cellular component: preribosome, large subunit precursor; nucleolus. Bases 1 to 834 code for a protein of 277 amino acids. The record is from RefSeq and is a predicted model, not a curated record. The transcript is spliced from 2 exons. Gene Ontology annotation, molecular function: mRNA binding. Gene Ontology annotation, biological process: intracellular mRNA localization; ribosomal large subunit biogenesis. NCBI's taxonomy places the organism in Eukaryota, Fungi, Ascomycota, Pichiomycetes, Serinales, Debaryomycetaceae.